Gongylonema pulchrum is the source of this 219-nucleotide messenger RNA. The record is from the annotation of a GenBank genome assembly. NCBI's taxonomy places the organism in Eukaryota, Metazoa, Nematoda, Chromadorea, Rhabditida, Gongylonematidae.
AUGAAAGUUGGUCGCUCUACAGCGUCGUGUUUGACGCGUAAGCGGAUCGUUGUGCGCCACGGCAAGCCAUUCAAAAUGCCAUCGAUUUCGAUUGGAACUUCGGACACUGCCACUUGCUUCGUUGUACUGACUGAAAUUUUAAACAUAUUAACUAGCGAAGCUCCAAAAGAACUUCGACGUACUUUAAUAUUUUCAAGCAAAUGCGAAACGGCCAUUUAG